Messenger RNA from Rubroshorea leprosula, 605 nucleotides. The record is from the annotation of a GenBank genome assembly. Lineage: Eukaryota; Viridiplantae; Streptophyta; Magnoliopsida; Malvales; Dipterocarpaceae.
GAUUGUUCUUAGACUUUGAUUUGAGCGAGAGAGUUUAGCAUUUUUUGUGGACAGCAUCAACAGGACCAAAGCAGAGAACAAAGAGGCAAACAUUGAGAGAAUUCCUGAUUUCAAGAUGAAGUUGCUUGUCAAGGAAGAGUGGCCUUUUGGAACUUCGGAAAGAAAGCUGACAAUCGCAGUUGUAGAUACUGAGAUAACAAGGCAUGCAACUUUUACCCCAUUUUUCGCAUUCUCUAGUGGACCUUUAGUUUGCAGAAUCAUUCGUUGCAAAGCCAAUCUUGGCACCAUUUCCAUUUCCUGCUCCACUGGCAUUUGAUCAUCAGCCUUCCCUAUCUGAAAUUGUACCGUAAAAGAAAUAACGCACUUUCCAUGUUCAUUGAGAAAAAAGAAAACCACAUAUACUUGUAAUAUUUGUGCUUGAUCGGGAUAUAAUAAAACAAGAAAACUAUCUCCUUUUUUUUUUUUUUCAAUUGGCAUGGGAAAAUUUAUGAUGUCCUUAAAACUCUAUUCUCUACUGCAAGCAUGAUUUGUAUCCACAUCUUUGAUAUAAAACCAUCAAAGGACACUUUAUCAACUCAAGAGAUACCUCUGUUUAAGUGAUGUGC